Messenger RNA from Haplochromis burtoni (Burton's mouthbrooder), 2974 nucleotides. Its product is annotated as Fc receptor-like protein 4. The record is from RefSeq and is a predicted model, not a curated record. The transcript is spliced from 7 exons. NCBI's taxonomy places the organism in Eukaryota, Metazoa, Chordata, Actinopteri, Cichliformes, Cichlidae. Gene Ontology annotation, molecular function: transmembrane signaling receptor activity. Bases 241 to 2088 code for a protein of 615 amino acids. Gene Ontology annotation, biological process: cell surface receptor signaling pathway.
UUUCUGUUAUUUAAACCAAAAACCACACAGAGCUGUGAAACCAUCAUUGUGUGUCCUUCAGCAGUGACCUGUGUUAGUUUACAUUAGUGUGACUCUUUCAGGUCAGACAAACAUUUAUACUGUGAUUAUUUAGAGAUUUAAACCAGAGUUACAGAAACAAUAUCCACAUGUUGAGAAAGACACGAGAAGAAAAUCAAAGAACACAGAGAGAAAAUAAAUAGAAAAAUAUGAUAAAGAGUAAUGUGGGUGGAAAGUUUCACCACAUUAAACCAAAUCUUUAAAUUUCCCUUUUCUGUUUUUUAUGAGUUCAUAAUGGAUAAUGCAUUUCCCCUUUUCCCCCUAACAGCAGGUAAACCCAGGGCCACACUGACUCCAGGAUCAACUAUCAUACCAGUAGGGGGCAGUGUGACUCUGACCUGCUCUGUGGGGAGCUCUGCUGGCUGGAAAUAUGAGUGGUUCAGACGUGACCCAAACACUGAAGUUCAAAUGAGAACAGAUGAUCAACAAAACGGAGUAAUCAGAGUAUCUCAAGGAGGAAUCUACCACUGCAGAGGAAGAAGAGGAAACCCAGUUUACUACACUGAUAAAAGUGAUGAUGUCACCAUUGAGAUAACCUUUUCCAAUAAGGUUGUUGUUAAAGGACGACCCAGCUGGCCUCAGAUAUUCAGCGGUGAGACGAUCAGUCUGACAUGUGAGGUGCAGGAAGGAGGUGAAACCACUGAGUGGGAGUAUAGAUGGAGAGGAGCCAACCAGACCACACAGUGGACUCACAAUAAUUACUGGAUAUUCAGAGUUUCUGAGUCCAGCAGUGGAGACUACAGGUGUAAGAGUCGACGCAGAGAUGACUCAUAUUCUUCAACAGAGUGGAGUGAAGCCUUCAACUUGUCAGCAUCAACAGGUAAACCCAGGGCCACACUGACUCCAGGAUCAACUAUCAUACCAGUAGGGGGCAGUGUGACUCUGACCUGCUCUGUGGGGAGCUCUGCUGGCUGGAAAUAUGAGUGGUUCAGACGUGACCCAAACACUGAAGUUCAAAUGAGAACAGAUGAUCAACAAAACGGAGUAAUCAGAGUAUCUCAAGGAGGAAUCUACCACUGCAGAGGAAGAAGAGGAAACCCAGUUUACUACACUGAUAAAAGUGAUGAUGUCACCAUUGAGAUAACCUUUUCCAAUAAGGUUGUUGUUAAAGGACGACCCAGCUGGCCUCAGAUAUUCAGCGGUGAGACGAUCAGUCUGACAUGUGAGGUGCAGGAAGGAGGUGAAACCACUGAGUGGGAGUAUAGAUGGAGAGGAGCCAACCAGACCACACAGUGGACUCACAAUAAUUACUGGAUAUUCAGAGUUUCUGAGUCCAGCAGUGGAGACUACACGUGUAAGAGUCGACGCAGAGAUGACUCAUAUUCUUCAACAGAGUGGAGUGAAGCCUUCAACUUGUCAGCAUCAAAUGCUGUGCUAACUGUUGAACCCAGCUCGACCAUGUUCAUCGGAGAGACUGUUAGCUUCAAAUGUGACAUGAAGGAAGGAAAACACACUGGCUGGGAAUACAAACUCAUGAAGGAUGGUCGAGCCUUUAUCCCGUACAACAGAUACAAAAAUUACAGAAAACAAAUGAAGUCUACAUCUGAUACUGGUAAAUACCAGUGCUCUGGUCAUAUGAAGAAAUCACAUUAUACAAAGAACAGUAAUACUGUCUCCCUGACUGUGCUGGCAGGUAAACCCAGGGCCACACUGACUCCAGGAUCAACUAUCAUACCAGUAGGGGGCAGUGUGACGCUGACCUGCUCUGUGGGGAGCUCUGCUGGCUGGAAAUAUGAGUGGUUCAGACGUGACCCAAACACUGACGUUCAAAUCAGAACAGAUGAUCAACAAAACGGAGUAAUCAGAGUAUCUCAAGGAGGAAUCUACUGCUGCAGAGGAAGAAGAGGAAACCCAGUUUACUACACUGAUAAAAGUGAUGAUGUCACCAUUGAGAUAACCUUUUCCAAUAAGGUUGUUGUUAAAGGACGACGCAGCUGGCCUCAGAUAUUCAGCGGUGAGACGAUCAGUCUGACAUGUGAGGUGCAGGAAGGAGGUGAAACCACUGAGUGAGAGUAUAGAUGGAGAGGACCCAAGCAGACCACACAGUGGACUCACAAUAAUUACUGGAUAUUCAAAGUUUCUGAGUCCAGCAGUGGAGACUACACGUGUAAGAGUCGACGCAGAGAUGACUCAUAUUCUUCAACAGAGUGGAGUGAAGCCUUCAACUUGUCAGCAUCAAGUAAGUGAUGUUUGUUGUUGAGCUUCAUUUUACAAACAUAAGAAGGAUCAGCACAGGAUUAAGUAAAUGUUCUAGAAAGCAAAUCAUAUUGUUUUUGUGAGACACAGAGAUUUUGUGAAGCCUGAGGCCUGUGAGGCCAACACUGACCUCCCUUUCAGGUCUGCCAUUCACAGGAGGAGCCAUAGGAGUUAAAUGCAAUGUGUGUCAAGAGGGGAUCAAGGGUGGAGACCUUGGCAGUAACAUCCCCAGCUCCUAGCUAUCAUUGCUGGCUGUUGUGUUAAGGAGUAUCAACUCUCUUAGAGGCAAAGUCAAAGGCAAAUGACUUAGGUAUCCAGUUCCCAGUUGCUGAAACUAGCAAUUACCUCCCUGGUGUGGAAGGAGGAAGAGCUAGUGCAUGAGUUUGACAGAUUGACAGAGCUACAGUUGGGCUCACCUCAAUCUGGAACAAGUCUCCUGGAGAAACUCUUGGGUUCUCUUUGGCAAGAGUUGCCAGACAGGGGUGGAUGUCCUAGUACCCUCGGCUUGCUGCAUGUGUUUGUGCUUUUUACCAGCGAAAGAGAGGAUUGCUUUCCACUGGGUUUGUCACGAUAUGCGGAGGCAGAUUGUGUGGAUUCUCUUAGGUGAGGACCCAAAUGCAGACCACAAAAGACAAAAACGGGAAGUAACAGAAAGUGUACCAUUUAUUAACUAAUCACCAGUCAGUUGUAAUUUGCAUCA